CAGCAGCUGCGCUCGAUGGCUGAGCUCGCCGGGGGAGCGGUCCGCUCACUGUUGAGUGUCAUCCGUGACGAGGCUCAGCUGCUGGGCGGCGUGGGUGGUGAUGUGCAGUUCAUCAAGGAGGAGAUGGAGAGCAUGAACAGCUUCCUGAUGCACCUCGCCAGGAAGACUCCCCGCAGCGGGGAGCACGACGAGCAGGUGAGCACGUGGAUGAAGCAGGUCCGCGACCUCGCUCAUGACUGCAGCAACAGCAUUGACAUCUACCUGCGGCGCCGUGAUCCGGCGGUUUACCGCGCCAGAGGGAUCCUGCUGGGUUAUGUGUGGUGGGUGCCUUGGUUCGUGAAGAAGACGCUGGCCCAGCACCUUGCAGCCACCCAGCUGCGCGACCUCAAAGCCCGGGCACGUGAUGUUGGUGAGCGGCGGCUCCGCUACGGCGUCGAGGUCCCGGCAAAGACGGCGGACUCCGACAAGCUGCACAUGUCGCCGACGGAGGCGUUGUUUCAUGCUGCUUCUGCAGGAGUUGUAGCUGAAGGAGAACAUGACUUGGAAGAAGACUACUACCGGGCGACAAACGAUGAUCCACGAAGGGAGCUAGCCUUCUCCGAGCCUCGCCUUCUUGAAAAGUGCACUGAAAAGCUAAUGCACUGGCUCGAACACCAACACGAGGAUGGUCAGUUCCAAGCUAUUGCUGUUGCUGCACCGGAUAAAGAGGAUGGAAAAGAUAUUACCGAUGAAGCAUUGACUCAUGAUUCCGUUACGGAAAAGUUCGACUACAUCUUCGUUUUACGGGACCAGUUUUGCCCGAAAGAAGCAUGGGAUUUUCUUGGCGACAUUCUGAAUAAGCUACUGUCUCCGGAGUCUGACGAAUCGGCGGAGGAAUUUGACGACGAAGAAAUCCCUGAUGAGAUUAGCAAGAUGGAGGAAGAAAUCGACGAGAAGAUUUGGAAGAUUGAGGAGAAGAUAGAAGAGCACCUGGAGAAAGCAGGUAAUGAAGGUUACCGGGUUGAACCCUUAGGACUACUGCAGGGCGUCUUGAGGGAGCUGCUCCAGGACCAGGAUGCCACCCUCCUUGUGGGCAAGGAUCAAACCCAGGAAAAGAAAAUCCUUGAAGAAACAGCGGAGAAUACGAAGAAGUAUCUGGAACCAGCAUGUGAAAACGGUUCCUGCAGGACUGGCGCUGGGGAGCAUCAUCCCGAAUUCAUAGCCAUCCUCCAGGACCUGCUUCCCAAGCAGGCCACCACACCGGCAAAGGCAGCCACAAAUAAACCGGGAGAGGAUCUGAUCGUGAAGAAUAUUAAAGACAUUACACUGAAGAUUCAAGUGCAGAUCCAGCCAGACCUGCUGCCAUUGACGUCACUUCGUCAGCAAGAUAAUUCAGCAGAAGAAUCGCCCCUCUCGCCGGGCGACGAAGAGGAGUACUGCCGGGAGAGGAUUGAACAAGUCCUAAAGAGGAUCAAAGAGCACCUGUUGAUUCAAGAAACCGCAGGGAGGGUUAGAAAGCAUCUGCAGGGUACAAGGACACUGGUCGUUCUCAAAAAUGCCUAUGGCUAUAAAUGGGAUGAGACCGCAAAGGCCUUGCAAGAUUUGGGUUGCACUUCAAUGGCAGUGGUAGUUACCACAAAAUACAUGCAAAGUGCCAACGAGUUUUGCCAUGGAACGGAGCCUAUCGUGUACUCUUCUAUUGAAUACUACCAUGAUACAGCACUCCAACUUACAAAUCGGCGGGUAAAUGACGACGACAGGUACAGCGCCACAAUCUUUCAUGAGAUCUUGGAGAAGUGCGGGCGGGAUGUGUUCUGCAUAAAGAUGUUCAUCCAUGCUCUGUUUGCCAAUCCAAUGAGGCGCAGAGAAGAGCUCGACAAGUUGAGCAACAGCCUCAUGUUCGGAGGAUCUGUGGAAACUAAUGGGUACAAGAUGAUCAAGUUCUCCUACAACGACUUGCCUAGGGAUUACAAGACAUGCUUGCUGUAUCUAGCAAUCUUCCACAAAGAUGAGAAGAUAAACCGGACAAGGUUAAUAGGUCGGUGGGUUGCGGAAGGACUGAUAACUAGACAAGACUGGCCCAGUUCAGUAAGCCAUGCGGAGCAUUGUUUUGAUGUACUGGCCGACUUAUGGCUUGUCUGUCCUGGUGACGUCGAUGCUGGAGGGAAGGUGAAGAGCAUUACGUUGCACCCACUGGUGUACAGCUUCAUCACCAAGAUGGCCAGGAAAGAACACAUUCUGGACACACGGCUGUCUCGGCACCUGGCUCGCCACUUCUCCAUUCUCAGCAACAUCCGACUCCGUCCCUCGGACAGCAUCGUCGACUUCUUGAAGCAACCAUCCAAUGCAUCAUCUCAAUUAAAGCUAGUCAAGGUCCUGGAUUUGGAAGGUUGUGUAUCCCUGAGAGAUAACCAACGCUGGCUUAGGAACGUGUGCACCUUGUUAAUACUGCUCAAGUAUCUGAGCCUACGGAACACAGAUGUCACUCAGCUGCCUAAGGAGAUCAACAGGCUGCAGCAGCUGGAGGUGUUGGACAUCCGGCGGACUCCUAUGAAUGCCUCCGCCAUAAAACAGCUCAUGCUACUGAAGCUGAAGCGUCUACUGGCUGGUCAAAGUGCAUGUUCCGAUGACACUGGUAGUAGUGAUGCUAGCAAACUUUCCACGGUCAUGAUGCCCCACAAGGUCAGGAAAAUGUCAGACCUGGAAGUGCUGUCCCAUGUACAGGCAUCGAAACAUCAUGCUAGCGAGCUGAGAGAAAUUGGCCAGCUAUGGCAACUGAGGGUGUUUGGUGUGAUCAUUUAUGACUGGAAAGCUCAACUCGACAACCUACUCCAAGGGAUCAGCGACCUGAAUGAGUGCCUUGUGUCUCUGUCAAUCGAGAUCAAGUCUCUGCCUGCCAGCGAGGCGGUUGCUACUCCUCCUGACACUGAUCCUAUCAGUGCACAUUGUAAGAACACACCCAAGCUUCUUGAAAGCCUGAGCAUCAGUGGAGUCACAAUAUAUGGGCGUCUUCUCCCAUUCUUUGCUAGAGGCUGCCGGAAACUUGCCAAGGUAACUCUUCAUAACACCUUGCUGGACCAGGAUGAUAUGGAAUCCCUCACAGAUUUGCCCAAUCUUCGCGGCCUCAGGCUCCGGCAUGUUAAAUUACACACCGAGGGCAAACUUAUAAUCCAGACCAGAGGAUUCCAAAAUCUCAAGUAUCUUCUUGUUGAGGGUGGUGGCAUCACUGACAUCGACUUCGAACCUGGAGAAGCUCCUAAGCUUGAAAAGAUCGUCUGGCUCAUGGACAACAUAGAGUCUCUCUCCGGAAUCAACAACCUUCCCAAGUUGAACAAAAUGGUGUUCAAUGAUGGUCUCAGGCUACCAGAACAGGUGAAACAGGCCAUAGAAGCACAUCCAAACUUCAUUGAUCAUAAUGGAAUAUGGUGGUAUUGAGGCCAAGCGGGCAAGUGCAUCUGCGGUUCCUUGAUUUGAAGCUUGCAAGGUGGUCCAUCAGUUCAGCAGAAUUGAUUCGUCCCUUCACAUCUGCUUUAUUAUUGUUUAUUCUGCUUGUGUGUGAACUUGAUUACGCUCCUAUAUGUGUCUGUAUUCAAAUGUGAGUACAUUUGUUUCUCUGCAGCCACCUAUAGGCGCAGGCCUCCCAGGUCGGACAAGGACCCAGGGUCCAAAUCCAAUUAGUUAUUUUAAGUAAUUGUGAGUCUGGAUUUGGAGAUAGAAAGGUUUCGUCCCGAAGAAGGUUUUCCCUACUGUUUCCAAAUCUGAUUAGGAGUCUUUAGGAGUUUGAUUACAGUUCUGUAAGAGCCCAGCUUGGGCUCCAAGUUUGUAAGGGCUAUUUAUAGUCCACCCUAGUCAAUCAAUAAAGGAAGCAAUCAAAACCCAAAA
Brachypodium distachyon (stiff brome) is the source of this 3861-nucleotide messenger RNA. RefSeq names its product disease resistance protein RPM1. Bases 16 to 3414 code for a protein of 1132 amino acids. NCBI's taxonomy places the organism in Eukaryota, Viridiplantae, Streptophyta, Magnoliopsida, Poales, Poaceae. The record is from RefSeq and is a predicted model, not a curated record. The transcript has a single exon. Gene Ontology annotation, biological process: defense response to other organism.